This is a messenger RNA of Malassezia vespertilionis, 480 nucleotides long. It is a transcript of the gene TAF9, whose product is annotated as Transcription initiation factor TFIID subunit 9. NCBI's taxonomy places the organism in Eukaryota, Fungi, Basidiomycota, Malasseziomycetes, Malasseziales, Malasseziaceae. Gene Ontology annotation, molecular function: RNA polymerase II general transcription initiation factor activity; transcription coactivator activity; protein heterodimerization activity. The transcript has 2 exons. The record is from RefSeq and is a predicted model, not a curated record. The coding region runs from base 1 to 480 and encodes 159 amino acids. Gene Ontology annotation, biological process: RNA polymerase II preinitiation complex assembly; DNA-templated transcription initiation. Gene Ontology annotation, cellular component: transcription factor TFIID complex; SAGA complex.
AUGGGAAUUGAGGACGCGGAGCCUGCCGUGCUUGUGCAACUGAUGGAAUUUGCUAAUCGUGCCCACGUCCUACAGGAUGCGCUGGUGUACGCGGAUCAUUCUGCGGCACGUCAGGGAGGGAACAAUGUUUCGAUUGACGAUGUGCAGCUCGCAGUUCAGAGCCGUGUGAACUACAGCUUCUCGCAACCGCCGCCCAAGGAGAUGAUUCUCUCUCUGGCGUCGUCGCUCAACAGUGUUCCUUUGCCCCCGGUAUCGAACCGCCAUGGUAUUCGCCUUCCUCCGCCAGAGCACUGCCUCACCAAUGUCAACUUCUCUAUCGUGCCUAACGCGCCGCAGACGAAUUUCGGCGACUCGGUCGUCCAGCCGGACGUCGCCAAGGAUGCGCAUGAUCUCCAGGGUGAUACUACUAUGGACGACGUGACAGAGUCCAUGGAGCUCGGGACAAAGCGUGCCUUGGACGAAGAUGAGGACUAUGACUAG